GAGGUCUAUAAAAAGAUUCGCGCCGGAGGCGUUGAGUUUUUCUCGCGAGUUAAAUGUCAAAUCGCGACGGCCAUUUUCCUCUCGGGAGAAUUUUCAUCGUCGCUACGUGUGCGCGCGUACACGUAUACUUACGUUGACGCGCUGGUGUGUUUGUGCUUGCCACAUGACGCUGCUCGCAUCGUCGGGUGCGCGUCCACAGCUGACGUAUUAGUAUAUAUAUUAUAUAUCCGCACACAUUCGUGCCAACGCGGUCGGUCGAGGAACGAUACACAUGUAAAUCGGGACCAUAACUGUACAAUAACGAUAUACACAAGGAGCACGAGCAGAGUUAAACUUUGUACGACCGUUCGCAUAACCUCGCCGUUAUCGCCAACGAUUAAUCAGCGCCGAAUGAGCCUGGAAGUCGCGCACUGUUGAGCUUGGCAUCGCCUUCUGCAAAAGAUGUCGUUGACAUUUCAGCAAAUUAUAUUAGACGCUAAAAAAUUAGUUAUUCGAAUUUCGGACCAUGAGAACACAGCGGAUACUCUGAUAAGCCAAGUAGAAGCUGUAUGUGGACAAAUUGAUAACAUGAAGCAGUAUCAAGAGGAAAUAGAAAUUUUAAAUACAGAAGCAAAGCAAAGACCACACUUACAAUUAAUUGCCGGGAUUCAAAGAGAAAACAAGCAUUUACGAGAAAUACAAGCAGAAAACAAGGAGUUAAAAAGCGCGCUAGAAGAUCAUCAACAUGCACUCGAGCUCAUAAUGUCCAAAUACCGACAACAAACUGCAUCCUUAUUACGUCUCAGCAAAACUGAUUUCUCAUCGUUGCAUAAUUCAAAGUAUGCCAAUAUAAUAACCAAUCAAGCUGAGAAAAUAGAUGAGAUGGCAGCUGUAAUGAAAACUGCGGCUGCCUUAGAUGAGGAAAAUGAACUGAAAGGAAAGGAGAUAUUUCAUACUCUGAAGGAGGAAAAUGCCACACUUCGAGAAAUAAUAAAUAUUGCAAAUAAAUUUGGUUCCUUAAACAAAGAGUGUCCCGUAGAAAACAAAACCGUUCAAACAGAUCCGCCAAUAGAUUAAAGCAAUUUAUGAAAAUUUUUGAUCUUUUUUUUAUAAAAAGUUAACCAGUAUUUAUUUCACAGACACGUUCAUGACACAUAUAUGUAUUAAUAUGAGAUAGAAUCUGUUACUUAUAGGUAAGAAGUGUAUGUGCAGGUGUAGUAUAUAUAUACGUAUUAAACAUUUGUAAUAAAUUGUACAAGUCAUUUGCGACUAUAUUUAUUUUAUAUUAUUUAAUAUUGAAAUUAUGCAUGUUACGAUUAGUAUUAUGGAAUUUUUUAUUUAUUGUAUAUUUAUAACAAGAGAAAGAAAUUGAAUAUUCACAAAUAGAUUGAAGAUUGUAUUCUAUGGU
Messenger RNA from Ooceraea biroi (clonal raider ant), 1387 nucleotides. Its product is annotated as FGFR1 oncogene partner 2 homolog. The record is from RefSeq and is a predicted model, not a curated record. NCBI's taxonomy places the organism in Eukaryota, Metazoa, Arthropoda, Insecta, Hymenoptera, Formicidae.